GCCACGUCCUGCCUCUAAAACAAAAACACUGCCUUUUGAAAGCGUUUCUAACGCGCACAUCUGGAGCACAGUCGCUGCUCUCUUUCUGCCUGUUCUUUCUUUUCCUACAGAUUAUUUUAAAAUCCGUAUUUCUAUUCAACCCAGGAGGAGGUAAGAUGUCUUCCCCUGCGCAGGAGAGGAGCUCCGCCGCUCAGCUGCUCAGCGCGGUGCUGCUGCUCGUCUCGCUCUCCGGUUGUUCAAGCAUGGAUGUGGUCGUGCCCAGUUACAUAAAUGCACUGAAUGGAUCAACUGUCAAAAUCCCGUGCACGUUUACAUCCUGCUACAAGAUGGAUGUAAACUCCUUUAUCAUGAACUGGACCUACCAAGAAACACUCAACGACACAGAGGAAAUGUUUAUGACUUUCUAUAGGAGGAAAGGAAUGGUGGCUCUGAGGUCAGACCGGUUUGGAGAGAGGGUGAUGUUUGCUGGGAACCUGGAUAAGAACGAUCUGUCCAUUACACUGUCAGAUAUCCAGGUGGAGGAUGUGGGGAUUUACAACUGCUAUGUGAGGAAUCCCCCAGACCGCAUCCCGGGACAUGGUGCCAUACAACUUAAUGUUGUCACUGAACUUCCCCCACCAAGGGACUCCACCAUUGCAGUAGCUAUCGGGGCAUCGGUGGGCGGCGCUUUGGCUCUGCUGAUCCUCUCCAUGGUUGUGUUGAAAUGCCUCCGUCGACACCAGAAACAGGAACUGAUUUCGGAGGAGAAGAUGGAGGAGGAGGGUAAAUUGGAGGCGGAGGGUGUUGCAGAGGAGGGAACCAAACAACCAUAGCUGGGUCACCUGAUUGAACCCGCAGACUGUGGCGCCCUCAUCCCCAACACCCCCAAUGUCCAUCAUCCUGAAGAUCUAUAGUAACCACUGCUUGAGUCAUUGUCCACUGAUGCUUCCACACCCUCUGCAGGGCACCAGACUAACUUAUCUCUGCCUAACUUUUUCAUUUAAGUGCAUCGGAACCUCAUUUAGAUGCACCCAAAAUGCAUCACUGUGCCCCUUGGCACCGCAAUAAUACACCUAUUAUACUGUUUCUUGACAGUUCCCAUAUACAUUGGUAAUUUCUUAACUAGGGCUGUGAUUCGAUUUGAUUUGUUCAAAUAUGGAUUCAGUUCAGGAUAUUUCGUUGUACAAUACCAAUUUUGCCUAGAUAUGAAAUAAAUUCUCAGAGAAGUAAAGCUGUAAACUGAACAAGGAAACCUCUAACUUGCUGCAUUAUUGAAAAUAUUAAGGUUGGCCUGUCACAAUAACAAAUUUUGUUGCAUGAUAUUUCUGUCCCAGACAUUAUUAAUAUAAAUGACAUUAUUGCCAUCGUUUUUAAACCAUUUUAAACCACUUGUAUAAUGAUAAUAUUGUGGCGCAAUCA
This is a messenger RNA of Paralichthys olivaceus (Japanese flounder), 1398 nucleotides long. Lineage: Eukaryota; Metazoa; Chordata; Actinopteri; Pleuronectiformes; Paralichthyidae. The record is from RefSeq and is a predicted model, not a curated record.